AUGGGGUCAUCCAAACUCUCAUUUGCACUUAUCUGUUUCAUCACUCUCGCCAAAUUUCACAUCACCCAUGCACAAAAUUCCCAGCAAGAUUACUUAGAUGCUCACAAUGCGGCACGUGCCCAGGUUGGCGUCGGAAACAUGGUAUGGAACGCCACUGUUGCUGCUUAUGCUCAGAACUAUGCUAACCAGAGGAUAGGGGACUGCAACCUUGUCCACUCUGGUGGACCUUAUGGCGAGAACCUUGCCGAGGGUAGUGGAACCUUCACUGGUACUGCAGCUGUUAACUUAUGGGUAGCCGAGAAAACUUAUUAUGAUUAUACGACAAAUACGUGUGCUAGCGGACAUGUCUGUGGACACUAUACUCAAGUAGUGUGGCGUAAUUCGGUUCAACUUGGGUGUGCUAGGGUUCAGUGCACUAAUAAUGGUUGGUGGUUCGUUAUUUGCAGCUAUUAUCCUCGAGGAAACUACAUUGGCCAGUCUCCUUACUAGUUAAUAUAUAUGUUGUUGCUCAUAAAUACAACUUAUGAAUAAACAUUGCAUUAUGAAUUGCAUGUAUU
Molecule: messenger RNA, 557 nt
Organism: Helianthus annuus (common sunflower)
Lineage: Eukaryota; Viridiplantae; Streptophyta; Magnoliopsida; Asterales; Asteraceae
Product: pathogenesis-related leaf protein 4
Exons: 1
Coding region: 1-489 (162 amino acids)
Cellular component (GO): extracellular region
Source: RefSeq, a predicted model, not a curated record